Messenger RNA from Ictalurus punctatus (channel catfish), 1673 nucleotides. Its product is annotated as leucine-rich repeat flightless-interacting protein 1. Gene Ontology annotation, biological process: regulation of transcription by RNA polymerase II. The transcript is spliced from 12 exons. The record is from RefSeq and is a predicted model, not a curated record. Bases 171 to 1451 code for a protein of 426 amino acids. Gene Ontology annotation, molecular function: RNA polymerase II cis-regulatory region sequence-specific DNA binding; DNA-binding transcription factor activity, RNA polymerase II-specific. Lineage: Eukaryota; Metazoa; Chordata; Actinopteri; Siluriformes; Ictaluridae.
GGUAAGGCUGCAUUGGUCUUUCGCUCUGCACAACAAAGUGCAAACCGCCUGGCUGCAACACGGACUCCAGUUUACUUCUUGUCGAGAAAAGCUGAAAAGACUCGCGCAGCCCAGCCAGGAGACACCAAAUUGUCGUGGAAAUCAGACAAAACUCGCAGACUCGUCCUCUGAUGGACUCUCUGGCUGAAGCUGAGCAGGCGAUGGAGGCCAACACUCAGCUGGAGAAUAUGGAGACCAACACUAAGGUAGAAGAUAUUAAUUUAAAUAACUCCUACCUGAUGUCCAAAGUGAACACACUGGAAGACUCAGUGCAGCAGUUGUACGAAGAGCUUGCUCAGACCCGGAUGAGGUGUAAUGAGAUAAUGAGGGAGCGGGAGCAAGAGCAGGAGGCUCACAGAAUCCUGGAGUCCCAGUGCGAAGAGAUGAAGACAACUUUAAAAACGCGUGACGAGUUACUGAAGGUGUGCGAGGGAGAGGUGAAGGGUCACAGUAUCCUAAAGGUAUCUCUGGCAGAGGUUGAGAGGAAAUACAAGCAGGCAAUGGAGUCCAAUGCUCAUCUGGAGAAUGAGACCUUUGACCUGAUGUCCAAGAUGGGCAUACUGCAAAACUCCAUGCAGGAAAUGACAAAUAAGUGUGCUGAGGCAACAGAGAAUUACGAGAAAACAAAGCGCAUUCUUGAGUUCGUGUUGGCCACCGCCAAUGAGCGGGAGAAAUCUUUAAAUCUGGAAAUAGACUUAUUUCAGGCUUCUCUGGCUGAAGCGGAGAGGCAGUACGAAAUUUUGGUAACGGACUACUAUGAGACGGUUGACACACAGAAUAACUUGAGAGCUGAGCUGAGCACUCUGCACGGAAAAGUGGGUGAUCUGCAGGGAGCGCUCAGGACGGUAACAACGGCAUGUGAGCAAUUGAGAAGCAUGAGGGACAAAUUGAGUUUAAUGAUUACAACUAUACUAAAUGAGCGUAAACGAGAGCAGGCCUGUCUGGCUGAAGCUGAGAGGAAAUACAAAGAAGUCAUGGAGGCCAAUGCUCAGUUGGAGAAAGAGAAGUCUGACCUGCAGUCCCAGGUGAACACGCUGCAAGGCUCAGUGCAGCAGCUGAAGGAAGAGCACUCUGAGACACGCAUGAAGUGUGAUGAAAUGCUGGUCUCUCUGGCUGCAGCUGACAACCUGUAUGAGGAAGCGAUGCAGUCCAAGGCUAAGAUGAAGAAUGAAAUAUUGGACCUGAAGUACCACUUGCACACACUGCGAGACUCAGUGCGGGAGCUGGAGAUAAUGCUCUCUGAUGGAGAGAUGCACUGCGACGCUAUAAAGCAGGAGACAGAACAAGAGCGGGAGGCUUACUGUAUUCUGAAGAUGCAAUACAAAAAGAUGAAGGAAACUAUUCAGAGGUUCAGAGAGCUACUAAUUAACUAUCACACAGAGCUUGGUUUCGUGGAGCAGGUUGAUCUGUGAACCCCAGAUAAUUGCCACGGGCAUGUUUUAACACCUGGAUAUUCUCUUACAGUGCAUCCGGAAAGUAUUCACAGCGCUUCACUUUUUCCACAUUUUGUUAUGUUGCAGCAUUAUUCCCAAAUGGAUUAAAUUCAUUAUUUUCGUCAAAAUUCUACAAACAAUAUCCCAUAAUGACAAGGUGAAAUAAGUUUGUUUGAAAUCUUUGCAAAUUUAUUAGAAAUG